AUGUUUAAGUGUCCGUUCCUGGAGGACCACCCCGACCUGUUUGUCGUUGCGCUGCUGCUCCUGGCCCUGUCCUACACCGCCCUCUACCUUCUCUUCUGUGCUCUGCUCAACCUCUUGGGCAAGCUGCACAGUCGAGGCACAGUCUGGGUUGGCCCCGCCAGUCAGGGUUGGAAGCCCACCUCUCAAAUGAUGGAAACUGUUUGGGUUGCAGCUUACUACAAGUUGAAAGAAAAGAAGAGAAUAGUCGAACUUUCCGUGCUAAUCUAUGGGUGUUUUCAGGCCAAGAUCCAGAAGCACCAAGCGUUUGAAGCGGAGGUAGCGGCGCACGCCAAUGCCAUCCAGGUCCUGGACGAGAUGGGCACCGAGAUGAUCAACCAGGAGCACUUUGCGUCCGAAAUCAUCCGGGAACGCUUGGAGGAGCUUCACCGACUGUGGGCCUUGCUGCUGUCCAAACUGGCGGACAAAGGGACCAAACUCCAGCAGGCCCUGAAGCUGGUACAGUUCAUGAGGGAGUGCCGAGAGGUCAUGUUCUGGAUCAACGACAAGGAUGCUUUUGUAACAUCGGAGGAGUUUGGCUCUGACCUGGAGCAUGUGGAAGUUCUCCAAAAGAAAUUUGAUGAGUUUAUGAAGGACUUACAAAACCACGAGGACAAAGUGGCAGAAGUGAACAGCCUGGCCGAGCAGCUGAUUGCCGAGGAGCAUCCGGAGGAGGCAACCAUCCGGCAGAAACAGCAGGUCAGACGAGCAGACGUGCAGAUGCACAUCUCUUAUGCUCUGAGAGAUAGACAUAGGGGGACACUGCACACACCACAGUGCUCUUGGGAUGCGGACGAGACAAUCUCGUGGAUCCAGGAGAAGGACGUGGUUCUGUCCACCGACGACUACGGCCGCGACCUGGCCAGUGUGCAGGCUCUGCAGAGGAAGCAUGAGGGGGUGGAGAGAGACUUGGCCGCCCUGGAAGAGAAAGGUGAGAUCGACGCCCGUGAGGACAGCUUUCAGUCCACCUCCAAGGCCGGCACUCGCCUGGUAGAGUCCAACCACUUUGCUGCCGAUGAGGUCAGAGACAAGCUCCUGGCCCGCAAGAACGCCCUUUACGAGAGGUCGGCCGAGCGACGACACAUGCUGGAACAAUCCAACGAGUUCCAGAUUUUCGAACGGGAUUGUGACGAGACCAAGGGCUGGAUCAACGAGAAACUUAAGACAGCUUCGGAUGAGAAUUAUCUGUUGGAGUGCGUGAUGGCUGUGGCACCUGAUGGUCGUGGCACCUGUGUGCUCACUUAUACAAUCUUUGUGCUGUACUCUGUGGUAGCAGUCUUUGUGCUAUACUCUAUAGCAAUCUUUGUGCUGUACUCCGUGGUAGCAAUCUUUGUGCUGUACUCUGUGGUAGCAAUCUUUGUGCUGUACUCUGUGGUAGCAAUCUUUGUGCUGUACUCUGUGGUAGCAAUCUUUGUGCUUCCAACCAAUGUUUUCAGGGAACGUAUUGAUGAGAUUGAGAGCCUGUGGGCCACGCUGCAAGCUCAGACAGAAAAGAAAGGUAAUAAACUGAAUGAAGCUGCCCACCAGCAACAGUUCAACCGCAACGUGGAGGACGUGGAAGGCUGGCUGGCAGACAUCGAGUCCUCGCUCAUCUCGGAGGACUACGGCAAGGACCUGACCAAUGUCCAGAAUCUACAGAAGAGACACGCCCUGCUGGAGGCUGACGUGAUGGCGCACCAGGACCGACUGGAUCAGCUCCAGUCCCAGGCCACGCUCUUCCAGAACGGCGACCACUUUGACAAAGACAACAUCCGCUGCAAGCAGGUGGAGGUGGUGGAGAGGUAUCAGAAACUGUCGGCCCCCAUCCACCAGAGAAAGCAGAAGUUGACAGAGGCCUUGACCUUGCAGCAGUUCCUGCGUGACAUUGAAGACGAGGAAGACUGGAUCCGGGAGAAAGAGCCAAUUGCCUCCUCCACCAACAGAGGGCGUGACCUGAUCGGCGUACAGAAUCUGAUGUCUGUGUGUCUGCCUGUGUCACCUGUGUGUCUUGUGUUGAGCGCCGAUGUGUCUUGUCUUGUGUUGAGCACCUAUGUGUCUUGUCUUGUGUUGAGCACCGAUGUGUCUUGUGUUAAACGUCGGUGUGAGGUAUUUGCGGUUUGUCCUCCCCAGCAACAGGAAGCUCCCAUCAUUGACGACAUCGGCACUGAGAAGGUGGUGGCCGUCUACGACUACACGGAGCGCUCGCCCAGGGAAGUCUCCAUGAAGAAGGGCGAUGUGCUCACUCUGCUCAAUUCUACCAAGGAGGAAUGGUGGAAGGUGGAGGUGAACGACCGCCAGGGGCUGGUGCCGGCCGCCUAUGUGAAGAAGCUGGACCCGAGCCUGUCGGCCUCGCGCAACAACCUGAUGGAUGAGUUCACUAUCUCCGUCAGACAGAACCAGAUCGAGACUCAGUAUGCCAACUUGCUGGACCUGGCGAACCAGCGUCGGGAGAACGUGCAGGAGUCGAACCGUGCCUACCAGCUGGUUCGUGAGGCGGCCGAACUGGCAGCCUGGAUCACGGAGAAGGAGAACCUGAUGGCCGGGGAGGAGGUGGGCGAUGACCUGGAGCAGGUGGAGGAGAUGCAGAAGAAGUUUGACGACUUCCAGAAGGACCUGAAAGCUAACGAGGCGCGCCUCCAGGAGCUCAACAGCAUUGCUGACCGUCUGACGGCCAUGGGACAGACCGAGGCUGCUGAAAAAAUCCGGGAACAGAUCACGCAACUGAACCAGCGUUGGGUGACCCUGCAGCAGGUGACAGCGGAGAGAGCUCAGACCUUGAGCAACUCCUUUGAGGUUCAGCGUUAUCACAGGUGAGCCCACUUGACUUGUGUGUGUGUAGACGAAGGAGAUGAGAAGCUAAAUGCCUCUAAUCUUGGGCACCUGUAUGACUUAUUUGUGUUGCAAACGGCGUAAAUCUGUGCCUAGGACUGAGCUACAUUUUUGCUGUGGUCCCAUCAGGUGCGAGAGUUGGACGACACCGCCCAGCGACUCAUGCAGACUCACCCCGACCAGGCCGAGAACAUCUACGAACACCAGACGGAGAUCAACGAGAUGUGGAACGCCCUCACCAUCAAGGCUGACGCCCGCAAAGUCAAACUCCUGGACGCCUACGACCUGCAGAGGUUCCUCAGUGACUACAGAGACCUGACCAGCUGGAUCAAUAGCAUGAUGGCGCUCGUCUCCUCCGACGAACUGGCCAGGGACGUGACGGGGGCCGAAGCUUUGCUGGAGAGACACCAGGUAACAUUUGGGGGACACACACCUGCUGAGUGGAGUGGCGUGCUUGGAUCUGACUCUGUUCCCUGGUUCACUCAGAUGUUUAGUUCGGAGAUUGUGAGUCACUACGGUAUCACCGCGCUGGCCGGGGAGGAGGAGGAGGAGUAUCUGGAAGAGCUGUAUGUGUAUUCUUCCCCCGCCAGAUGGUCCAAGCUGAAGGACGCGCUGAUCGAGAACCGCUCCAAGCUGGGCGAGGCUCAGACCCUGCAGCAGUUUUCCCGCGACGCUGACGAGAUGGAGAACUGGCUACAGGAGAAGCUGCAGAUCGCGCUGGACGAGAGCUACAAGGACCCCGCCAACAUCCAGAGCAAGCAUCAGAAACACCAGGCCUUUGAGGCUGAGCUGGCCGCCAACGCUGACCGACUGCAGGGCCUGCUAGCCACGGGGCAGAACCUGAUUGACCAGCGCCAGUGUGCGGGCUCGGAGGACGCGGUACAGAACCGACUGGAGAGUCUGCUCAGCCAAUGGGAGGAUUUGGUGGCCAAGUCUGCCGAGAAAAGCGAGAAACUGAAGGAGGCCAGCAAACAGCAGACGUAUAACGCAGGGGUCAAGGACAUUGACCUCUGGCUGGGAGAGGUGGAGCAGAUGCUGGCCUCUGAAGACUACGGCAAAGACCUGGCCUCGGUGCAGAACCUGCUGAAGAAGCACACGCUGAUGGAGGCGGACAUCGCCGCUCAUGAGGUGAGUCAUCGUGUGUCCUACGGCGACGUGUCCUACGGCGACAGUCAUUGUGUGUCGUACAGCGACGCACACACCUACUGUGUCACAAUGUUUUCAACACACACACACACCUACUGUGCCACUAUGUUUACAACACACACACACACACACCUACUGUGUCACAAUGUUUACAUCACACACACACACACACAAACACACACACACACACACCUACUAUGUCACAAUGUUUACAACAUGUACACCCCUACCGUACACCCAUACCAUACACUGAGUCGGUAAAAAAAAAGUAGACAA
Molecule: messenger RNA, 4266 nt
Organism: Aplysia californica (California sea hare)
Lineage: Eukaryota; Metazoa; Mollusca; Gastropoda; Aplysiida; Aplysiidae
Product: spectrin alpha chain-like
Exons: 32
Biological process (GO): actin cytoskeleton organization
Cellular component (GO): cell projection; cortical actin cytoskeleton; plasma membrane
Molecular function (GO): actin filament binding
Source: RefSeq, a predicted model, not a curated record